Hydatigera taeniaeformis is the source of this 831-nucleotide messenger RNA. The record is from the annotation of a GenBank genome assembly. Lineage: Eukaryota; Metazoa; Platyhelminthes; Cestoda; Cyclophyllidea; Taeniidae.
AUGAACUUUUGCGACACAAAUGGAGAUGUCCCAUACCAAAAGUGCAAUCAUCCAUUUACUUUGUCGGCAAAGGAAAAAGAGUGCGUUGAAAAGUUUCUCUCGAAUAUUGGUUCGACGUCUGCAAUAGGUGAGAACGAGUGUCGAGCGUUUCGAUUUCUCGCAGCUCGGAAAUUUAACAUUCAGGAAGCUAUUGAGCUUUAUCAAGCUUAUGAGGCUUUCUUACGAGCUGAAGGUAUUACCGUCAUUGAUCCUUUCGAUGAGAACGUCCGAUGUGAACUCUUGUCCGGAAAAUUUACUAUUUUGAAUGAUAGUGACCUAUCAGGUGCUCGUGUUGCUCAAUUUUUUGUAAGACUUCACCGGCCGGCUAGGAGUACCCACAAGGCUUUUCUCCAGUCUGUUAUGUUUCAGCUGAAUGCUGCUCUUCGGAAGGAAACUGCGGUUCGGAAUGGCAUAAUCCUUAUCUACGAUAUGACGAAUGCCAAAUACUCAAAUUUUGACGCAGAUUUGUUGAAAAAGCUGUUCAAUAUGCUCAAAUCUUGCUACCCGAUUCGUUUACGGCGGAUAAUAAUCUUAACUGCACCGUUUUGGUUUCGGGCUCCCUUCCAUCUUGUGAGGGUUUUUAUAAAGGAGGAGCUCAGGGAUCGUGUGCACGUACUGCGACCUUUGCCCGGCUCUCGCCUGGCUUCCCUUAGCAAUCCUGACCCAGCUGUCGCCCAGAAAGCGCACUUCUCUUGGCUUCUUUCUGCCCUCUCUGAGACUGUUGCUAUCCCCAACGAGUUUUCGAUGAUCGGCAAAAUUGCUCUGCUUGUUAUCUGCCUGGCUGUUCGUUGA